This is a messenger RNA of Mucor mucedo, 973 nucleotides long. RefSeq lists its product as uncharacterized. The record is from RefSeq and is a predicted model, not a curated record. NCBI's taxonomy places the organism in Eukaryota, Fungi, Mucoromycota, Mucoromycetes, Mucorales, Mucoraceae. The coding region runs from base 44 to 886 and encodes 280 amino acids. Gene Ontology annotation, biological process: developmental process; regulation of transcription by RNA polymerase II. Gene Ontology annotation, molecular function: protein dimerization activity; DNA-binding transcription factor activity, RNA polymerase II-specific; RNA polymerase II transcription regulatory region sequence-specific DNA binding. The transcript has a single exon.
CUCUCUUUUUUUUUUUCCUUGUUUCUUCUUUUUUAAAAUCAAAAUGUCUAGUAAUAGUAAUAAAAGAAAGCACUCAGAGUCAUCAUUAUCGUGCGAUGAAUCACCUACAAGCGCGCAACAAACAAUGUCAGUGCCGACCCCUCCUCCUCCUCCUCCUCCUUUAGUGGCACUUCCCCCACCUUUAAUGCAAUACCCAAAUGGUCACAUCGUACCUUACUAUUAUCAACAAUUUUAUUGUCCAAUCAGUCCUCAACAACAUCCAUUUUCUAUGGAAACUCAUCGAAACUCUAUGGGCCCAUUGAUUUUGCCCAAAGCGACGCAUGAAACAAUCACACCCUUAUCUUCUCCAGCAGGUGCUCUUGGACCUCAGCCACCACCUCCUUUCUACCCAUACUUACAAAUGUCACCCCAAACAACACCAACACCCGUAACCGCAGCAGAUCAACGAGAAAAGGCCAGAAAAGUCUCUCAUAGUGCUAUAGAAAGAAGACGUCGCGAACGUAUCAAUGAUAAGAUAAUGCAGUUAAAACAAUUAAUACCCACCUGUGCUGAACAAGAUAAUCUUCAUAAAAUGUCUAUCCUGCAAAGUGCAAUUGAUUAUAUUGCCUAUCUAAAAGAUGUGGUGAAAACACUAGAUGGUAACGAUGAUCGAUUAAAAGGGGGUCAUUUAAGGAUCAAAAUGGCUAAAUCAAUGUUACCUAAAGAAGUAGAGCCUUUCACUACUCAGUUCUCGGUACGUGACGAACAGAAGAGAGCAUUGAAACCCAUGGAUCUUAUCAAGUCUUCAGCCCCUUUAACUCCUCCACAAGAACCUACAAAGCCUGUCGAGCCAUCCUCACCAAUAUUGGAGCCAAAGCACAUGAGUUUACAAAAUAUUUUAUGCUAAUAAUAAUUUUUUUUUAAGAAUAAAAAAGUACACAUCCCCUUCUAUUUUUUCUCACGGCAUGUAAUAUGUCUAUGUGCUUUAUAUCUC